Camellia sinensis is the source of this 959-nucleotide messenger RNA. RefSeq lists its product as uncharacterized. The record is from RefSeq and is a predicted model, not a curated record. Lineage: Eukaryota; Viridiplantae; Streptophyta; Magnoliopsida; Ericales; Theaceae.
UAUUCUUAAAAUAAUUUAUUAAAAUAAUAGUAUCAGCCCACCCUCAAUCUGCCCGUUGGAAUUGGAGACGCUCCCGUGCUUUCAAAAAUCAAAAAGAUUUCUUUGAAUUCUAUCCAUGUCCAAGAUGAGAUCCGAUCGCAAGCCCCCACUCGCCGCUAUAUCUCCUAUGCGUCUUCGUCCUCGUCGAAUCCUUCGCUCCAGUUCCAACACCGUCCAAUCUCCGCCGGGUUUUUUGACGAAAACCCAAUCGCCGAACCACCCUUGUGAAAUCAAAGAAUCGGUGCUUCGUCCCGAGUACCACACGAUCUCUUGCAAGUUACGCGCCUUGGCGAAGAUGGUGCAAGACGAAUUUGCAAAUGUGGGGUUUGGAAAUACGUCUAGUGCUAUUUCAAGUCCUCUUUUCGAGAGGGGUAGGUUUUACGAUGAGUACUCUGCAAGAAGGAAUGAGAGGCUGAAGAGGAAGAAGGGGGAAACAGGGGUUGAGAAGAAGACUGUGUAUGAUCUCGGUGUUAAAGUCGAAUCUGCGAAGAGAAGGGACUCGAAGAGGUUCGGGGGAUUGACAAAAACAGUCCCAUCUACACCGGUGAUGACGGGUCGGACAGAGAAUCAGCGGUAUUUGCUGAGAAGCAUGACCAAGAAACCCCCUUUGCCUGUGAAUUUCGAGAAAUCUGUGGCCGACGGUGACCGGAAAACUGUUGCUAGAAAGGGUCGGAAAAUCUGAUUUUUUUGAAAUGGGUUUGUGAAAAAGGUCUCAAGUUUGACUUUUGCUUUAGGGGAAUUGGGCUGUUUUGUUUGUGCUAGUUCUGUUUUCUUUGAAACUAGUUGUUUGAUAUGGUGAUUGUGGUUGGUGGUGAUUGAAAAAAACAGAGUUCGAAGAGCUCGGAAAAACUGAAUCUGUGGAGUUUUUCCUUGGAAAUUUUACUUCUGGUUUAAGGAAAUUGGGGCUAUAUUUCAUUAGA